Messenger RNA from Lodderomyces theae, 477 nucleotides. RefSeq lists its product as uncharacterized. Gene Ontology annotation, cellular component: fungal-type vacuole membrane; fungal-type vacuole lumen. The record is from RefSeq and is a predicted model, not a curated record. Bases 1 to 477 code for a protein of 158 amino acids. Gene Ontology annotation, molecular function: ubiquitin protein ligase binding. The transcript has a single exon. Gene Ontology annotation, biological process: endosome transport via multivesicular body sorting pathway. NCBI's taxonomy places the organism in Eukaryota, Fungi, Ascomycota, Pichiomycetes, Serinales, Debaryomycetaceae.
AUGUGCGCUUGCCUUGCCGAUCUUCUAUUGAUUGUUCUUUCUGUGUUUUUCCCUCCUUUGCCAGUAUGGAUUCGUCGUGGAAUCUGUUCCAAGGACUCCGCCAUCAACAUUCUUCUUUGCAUCCUUGGCUUCAUACCUGGCUUGAUUCACGCGUGGUAUAUCAUUGCUAAAUACCCACCCUAUUCCCAUCAAGCUGAAUCCAAGGUGUACUAUGUCUACAGAAAUGAUUUGGAGAAUCAAACACCUAGAGAUCACCCUCAUCAACAUCAACAUCACCACCACCACCACCACCACCAAGGCCACUCCAGUCACCAUCAUGACCAGUCACAUAUUACUGAAGAGCCUGUAAACCAACCUGUAUUUGGAUACGGUUCGGUUGUUGAGGGAGGUAAUAUUGGCAGCAGCGCCAAAAUUGGUCAACCCCAAAGUGGAGCACCACCUUCGUACUCUGAAGUUGAUAAUAAAGUCCAACAUUAA